This is a messenger RNA of Thunnus maccoyii (southern bluefin tuna), 995 nucleotides long. RefSeq names its product centrosomal protein 20 (gene cep20). The transcript has 4 exons. Bases 47 to 520 code for a protein of 157 amino acids. Gene Ontology annotation, molecular function: protein binding. Gene Ontology annotation, cellular component: centrosome; ciliary basal body; motile cilium. The record is from RefSeq and is a predicted model, not a curated record. Gene Ontology annotation, biological process: cilium assembly; microtubule anchoring. NCBI's taxonomy places the organism in Eukaryota, Metazoa, Chordata, Actinopteri, Scombriformes, Scombridae.
UCAGCCACUAGAUGGCAGCAGACGUGCAGUCAUUCCCAUUGGCUAUAUGCACGAUGAACGUUUGUUUACACUUGUUGCAAUGGCGACCAUUACUGAGCUGAAGUGUGCCGUGAGGGAAACGCUGGAGUCCCGCGGUGUGCUGGGCCAGCUGAAGGCUCGUAUCCGGGCAGAGGUGUUCAGCGCCCUGGAUGACCAGCGUGAACCUCGUCCGCCGCUGUCCCACGAAAACCUGCUCAUCAACGAGCUCAUCCGGGAGUACCUGGAGUUCAACAAGUACAGGUACACUGCGUCAGUACUGACAGCAGAGUCAGGCCAACCAGAAGUUCCCUUGGACAGACAGUUCCUGGCGAACGAGCUGAGAGUCACAGAGGAUACAAGCUCCAAGUCUGUACCUCUUCUGUAUGGCUUGGUGUCCCACUUCAUGAACAGCAGUGAUGAUGGAGGGAAGGUGUUUCUGCGGGGUGCCUCUCUGCCAGCUGGUCCCACUGCCAGCAACACAGUACCUGGACCUGAUGCCUAAAAGAUGAUGCUGCACUGGAUACACAUUGUGAACAAAAAAGAUGCGCUGACACUUUAAUGGAUUACAUGAAAUCGUACAGCAUCUUUUUGGAUUCCAUUGAAAUAAGCUGGAGCUCACCACAACGUUUGUGUUUUUUACUUGAGUUUAUGGGCAGUAUAUGAAUCCUUCUGAGCUGAUAAAAAUGCAGAAAGCCUUCGUAUUGUUUCUGUACACUGCCAAAUGAUCCCAGGUUGCCUUUUUAUGUUUAAGUUCUAAUAUCUGGCUUUUAAAAGUGAGUUAAGCAUCAGUUGGAGUUGUACUGUUUGUAGUAAUCCUGUCCUGAGUGGCGAAUUUCUUGAUCUCAGAAUAAUAACUGUUUUAGAUAGAUUACAUUCUUUGAUGUCUUUUCUGUUUGAAUUUACAAAUGUUUGAUGCUUUAUUCUGUCUUUUAGAUAUUGAAAAUAAAAGUUUUAUAUUUAUACACCACUUAAAGAGG